Athalia rosae (coleseed sawfly) is the source of this 643-nucleotide messenger RNA. RefSeq lists its product as uncharacterized. The transcript is spliced from 4 exons. The coding region runs from base 251 to 643 and encodes 130 amino acids. Lineage: Eukaryota; Metazoa; Arthropoda; Insecta; Hymenoptera; Athaliidae. The record is from RefSeq and is a predicted model, not a curated record.
GGUUGUUAAACCCUCAAGUAAUUAGGAAGCUGAAUUAUUUGUCCCAAGAAAAAAAGCACCUUCUGUGCAAUUCAUGGUACUGGAGUAUUUAACAAGCGUGAACGUUAAGGGUGCAUCAACCAUGACAAUUUUAGAAACAAAAGCGUUGCGAGCAAAGAGUUUCACAACAGUUGCUUUAUAAUUCCUCUUGAAGACACUACUGUACUUUGGGAAUAUUGUUACUCGAAGAUUGAUUUAUUGUUACUUCAAGAUGACUUUCAAAUCACUGCUGAAUUUUGGAUCUUUUGGCGGAAGCUCAACACCAUCUGUGGAUCGAUAUCACUCAGGGUCCGGUGAUUAUGGACAUUAUGAACAUGGUUGGAGCCACGGAGGUCACAAAGGAAAGGGUAGUAGUGGCGGGGCAGCCCUGAGUGCACUGACUUUACUCGCUUUUCUAUUUCUCAUAAACGUAAUGCAGCAAUCACUUGAUAACAACAAUGCAACAGUGUCAACUGUUCUCUUUCGUGAUGGUGAACAAACUUUAUCUACCAGUGCUAGAGGUGAUGAAGCUCCAACAAAAAUCAUCACUGACGAUUCCAUGUCAGCUAGCAAGUAUGUGCCGAUAAAAACAAGUUUACAAAUUGUUCCAAGUAAAACUCGAUAG